AUGGCAGGUCAUAGGCACAGGCUCAUCCCUGCAAGUAGAUCACGGGGAGAUCUUCCUUGUCUCUCCGGACACAACCUUCUCCUGCGGCUUCUACUCAUCUGGAGAAGGCACCAACGCCCACUGGCGGAUCCAGGGCCCGGGCUGCCCGGGCUGCAGCCCGGGCCCAGGGCGCAGCCCCGUUCUGGAUCCGCCCCUGCCAACGCCUACUACUUCUCCAUCUGGUUCACCCACUCCACCGACAGGACUGUUGCUUGGACAGCGAACCGUGGCUCUCCAGUAAAUGGCCAUGGCUCAAAGAUCUACUUCAACCGUGAAGGAAACCUGCUCCUUACGGAUGUCAAUGGCUCCACAGUGUGGCAGAGCAAGACAAAAUGGGGAAAGCACGCCUCAGUAGCUCUCCUCAACAGUGGUAACCUUGUGGUCAGGGCCUCCACUGAUCAGGUAGUGUGGCAGAGCUUCGAUUCACCCAUUGACACAUUGCUUCCUUCACAGCGCCUGACAAGGGAGAUGAGGUUGAUCUCUCAAUCUGGCUAUCAUCGCCUCUAUUUUGACAAUGACAACGUCCUGCGGCUCCUGUACAAUGGGCCAGACAUCACAAGCAUAUACUGGCCAAGCCCGGAUUACAAUGCCCUGCAAAAUGGCCGGACUAGAUUCAACAGCAGUAAGAUAGCAGUUCUGGACAAUGAUGGUAUUUUCUGGUCAAGCGAUGGGUUCAGAAUGAUAGCCUCAGAUUCAGGAUUUGGAAUCAAGAGAAGGAUCACCAUCGAUUAUGAUGGCAACCUUAGAAUGUACAGCUUGAAUGCAGCAGGCAACUGGAUUAUCACAGGCGAGGCUUUACUCCAGAUGUGCUAUGUGCAUGGUUUAUGUGGAAAAGGUGGAAUUUGUGAGUAUUCACAGUCUCUCAAAUGCACUUGUCCUCCAGGAUAUAACAUGAUUGAUCCAAAGAACUGGAACAAAGGAUGCAGUCCAACAUUCAACACCACCUGUGGACAACCAAGAGAGGAUUUUACAUUCGUGAAGAUUCCCCAUGGUGACUUUUAUGGCUUUGAUCUGACUUCAAACCAGUCAAUCUCAUUUGAAGAAUGCAUGCGGAUAUGCUUGGACAGCUGCUUGUGCUUAUCUUUCACAUACAAAGCUGGACAGGGCCUAUGUUACACCAAAAAUCAACUCUACAAUGGCCAGGUUUAUCCAUAUUUUCCCGGAGACAGCUACAUCAAACUUCCUAAGAAAAUCACUCCAACAUAUUCAGCCUCCAAUCAUUCCAGUCUUACUUGCAGCCCAAAGAAUACCAAGGUUAUGUUAGUAUCCGAAGAUGAAUAA
Miscanthus lutarioriparius is the source of this 1320-nucleotide messenger RNA. The record is from the annotation of a GenBank genome assembly. NCBI's taxonomy places the organism in Eukaryota, Viridiplantae, Streptophyta, Magnoliopsida, Poales, Poaceae.